AUGAAGAAAAUGAAGUACGUGCUGGUGACCGGCGGAGUAGUGAGUGGACUAGGGAAAGGAGUGACGGCCAGCAGCAUCGGCUUACUUCUCAAGGCUUGUGGGCUUCGCGUUACUUCUAUCAAGAUUGAUCCUUAUUUGAAUAACGAUGCUGGAACCAUGUCUCCCUUUGAGCACGGUGAAGUCUUUGUCUUGGACGAUGGUGGUGAGGUGGACCUGGACCUUGGGAAUUAUGAGCGCUUUCUAAAUGUCAAACUCACCCGCGACAAUAACAUCACCGCCGGGAAGAUUUACCGAGUAAGUUGCUUAAGCUUCACGUCUCUUCUAUAUUUCUUCUAUCUAAUUCUAACCGAUACUAAUAUUGAGUGUCAGUUCGUUCUUGACAAGGAGAGAAAGGGAGACUAUCUUGGGAAAACUGUUCAGGUCGUUCCUCACAUUACAGAUGCCAUUCAAGAAUGGAUUGAACGCGUGGCGAUGAUUCCGGUCGAUGGAAAGGAAGGUCCAGCUGAUGUUUGUGUCAUAGAAUUAGGUGGAACAAUAGGAGACGUCGAAUCCAUGCCGUUUAUAGAGGCGUUAGGCCAGUUCUCAUGCCGUGUAGGUGCUGGCAACUUCUGUCUCAUUCAUGUCAGCCUGGUACCUGUUCUGAACGUUGUUGGUGAACAAAAAACAAAGCCCACGCAGCACAGUGUUCGUGGAUUGAGAGGCCUGGGAUUGACACCGAAUAUCUUAGCUUGUCGCAGUACAACGGCACUUGAUGACAAUGUGAAAGAAAAACUCUCUCAAUUUUGUCAAGUUUCGGCAGAAAAUAUUAUCACUCUUUAUGAUGUUCCCAACAUCUGGCACAUCCCUUUGCUACUGAGAGAUCAGAAGGCUCACGACGCAAUUUUCAAAGUGAUUAAUCUUCCAAGUGUCACCAAGGAGCCUGCUUUAAAGGAGUGGACAACUAGGGCUGAAAUUUGUGAUAGUUUACACGAGCCGGUCACAAUUGCUAUAGUGGGGAAGUACACAGGCCUUUCUGAUACCUAUCUCUCUAUACUGAAGGCUCUGUUGCAUGCUUCUGUUGCCUGUGGCAAGAAACUUGUUGUGGACUGGGUUCCUGCCAGUGACCUAGAAGAUGUAACCGAAAUAGAGAAUCCUGAUGCUUAUAAGGCUGCAUGGAAGUUGUUAAAGAGUGCAGAUGGUGUUCUUGUUCCUGGAGGGUUUGGCGACAGAGGGGUGCAAGGCAAAAUUCUUGCAGCAAAGUAUGCACGGGAGAACAGAAUUCCUUAUCUUGGAAUAUGUCUGGGAAUGCAGAUUGCUGUCAUCGAGUAUGCACGAUCAGCUCUAGGAUUGAAGGAUGCUAACAGCACCGAGUUCAAUCCUAACACCCGCAGUCCUUGUGUUAUAUUUAUGCCCGAGGGCUCGAAAACGCAUAUGGGCGGUACAAUGCGUCUUGGAUCAAGAAGGACCUAUUUCCAUGCCCCGGACAGCAAAUCUGUGAAAUUAUAUGGGAAUAGAAGAUUCAUAGAUGAGAGACAUAGGCAUAGAUACGAGGUAAACCCCGAUAUGGUAGCACGACUCGAAAAUGCCGGCCUGUCUUUCACCGGAAAGGACGAAACCGGUCAGCGCAUGGAGAUUGUAGAACUAACUGAUCAUCCAUACUACAUUGGUGUUCAAUUCCAUCCCGAAUUUAAAUCGAGACCGGGAAAACCUUCUGCCUUGUUCUUAGGCUUAAUAGCUGCAACUUGUGGGGAAUUAGAGGGCGUGUUGAAGGUGAAGUGUGAGAAUGGGAAGAAGAAAGUAUACCAAAAUGGAUAUGCUACAAAAGCUGCAAAUAUAAUAAGAGAUGAUAUAUACAGUUAUUGCAAUGGUGUGCAUUCCUGA
Hibiscus syriacus is the source of this 1860-nucleotide messenger RNA. RefSeq names its product CTP synthase-like. The record is from RefSeq and is a predicted model, not a curated record. NCBI's taxonomy places the organism in Eukaryota, Viridiplantae, Streptophyta, Magnoliopsida, Malvales, Malvaceae. The coding region runs from base 1 to 1860 and encodes 619 amino acids. The transcript is spliced from 19 exons. Gene Ontology annotation, molecular function: CTP synthase activity; identical protein binding. Gene Ontology annotation, biological process: pyrimidine nucleobase biosynthetic process; CTP biosynthetic process.